Messenger RNA from Orbicella faveolata, 2031 nucleotides. RefSeq lists its product as uncharacterized. The record is from RefSeq and is a predicted model, not a curated record. Lineage: Eukaryota; Metazoa; Cnidaria; Anthozoa; Scleractinia; Merulinidae.
GCACACCGUGUCUUGUCAGUGUGCAGUUCAAAGUCUUUACACGUCAGUGUCAGAGAGGAGAAAACAAGCGAACGUCACUCAAGAUGAAGGUGGUUGGUUUACUACUCGUGGUUUUCCUGGUCUCUACAGAGGCCAGAUUUCCAAAACUUGGCACGUUAUUUGGUAAACUUGGUAUUCCAUCUACCGCCAAAAAAGUCAUGUCCAAGCUUCCAUUUCGUAAACCAGGAGCUGAAUCCGCGACACCCUAUGCUGAACCAUCUGCUAAGAAAUCACCUCCAGCAUUCUGUGACUCGCACGACUGCCCUGAAUUUUAUGAAGUGAAGCAAGACGCGACAAGCUACACGUUGCGAUGUUAUCCUAAGCCGUAUCGCUGGGUCUCCACCUCUGUUACUGGCAGCAACUACAAACAAGUCGGUCGAACCGCGUUCUGGCGACUUUUCAGUUACAUUCAAGGUAACAACGAAGAGCAAAUGAAGAUUAAGAUGACAGUGCCAGUUACAAUGCAAAUCCAUCCAGACACGAAACCCGAAUCCUUCAGCAAGAACGACUAUACCAUGAGCUUCUUCAUCCCGUUCAAACAUCAGAAAGAUGCCCCUGCUCCGUUCGCUGAAGAUGUCCAGCUGACAGUCGUGCAGCCGUUUUGCGCCUAUGUCAGGGUGUACGGAGGUCGCUCUAAUAUCACCAUGAUUGAAGAAAACUACAAAGCCCUCGUGGAAGAUCUGAAGACGAAUGGUCUUGGUGAUGACUUCCGUACAGAUAUGAUCUAUUCCGCCGGGUAUAACGACCCCAAGAGCGUAAAGCAACACAACGAAAUCUGGCUCGUUAGUAAAAGGCAAAGCCCGGCUCCUCUUCCUGAAAACGAGAAAGCUCAGUCAACGUUUGGCAAGUACUUUGGAAAGAUAUUUGGUAAAUUGUCAUUCAAAGAUAUUGAUUUUCCUUCCAUGGCAAAAAAAGUCAUGUCCAAGCUUCCAUUAAUCAAACCAGGAGCAGAAUCCCCCGAGCCCUCUACUGAAACAUCCGUGAACAAAUCGUCUCCGGCAUUCUGUGGCUCAAACGACUGUCCGGACUUCUAUGAAGUAAAGCUGAAAGCGACGGACUACACUUUGCGAUGUUAUCCUGAGCGGUAUCGCUGGGUCUCCACAACUGUCACAGGCGAAGAAUCCAAACAAGCCGGUAAAACUGCUUUCUGGCGGCUUUUCCGAUACAUCGAUGGUAAAAACGCGAAAAAAAUGAAGAUAAAGAUGACAGUGCCAGUAGCAAUGCAAAUCCAACCAGUCGCAGAAUCCGAUUCCUUCUGCAAGAACAACUACACCAUGAGCUUCUUCGUCCCCUUCAAACAUCAGAAAGAUGCCCCUGCUCCGUCAGAGGAUAGUGUCCACCUGACUGUCUUCCAGCCAUUUUGCGCCUAUGUCAGAGUGUAUGGGGGCUAUUCAAACAUGAAGAGGGUCGAGCAACACUACAAUGAGCUGGUGAAAUCUCUGAAGAGGGAUGGCCUGGGCGAGGAGGAUUACCGUACCGAUGCAAUUUAUUCAGCUGGUUAUGACAGCCCCUGGAAGUUCUUAAACCGACACAACGAAAUAUGGCUCAUUAGCAAAAAGCAAAACCCAAUCGAGGAAGAAGUCGAGACCCUGUAAACUAUAAACGAUUGUUGUACUAAAUAGCAAAAGACAUAUACGCUGAAAGAUUUUUCUUAACAACAAAUGAAACAGCAUAUCAUUAUGUCGUGUCACCUGCAGACUUAUGUUAACCUGAAAAUCUUCGUGCCUCUCUUUCAAGAUAAUUUAGUUUUAGCCUAAUUACAAGUGUAACUUGUAAGCCCCACAUGUACGCACUGCGAACCUAAGUCUCAUAACAACAAGCUGAACAACAUAUCUUCAUGUGUUACCUGCAGACUAUUCAGUUUUGUCAUACACGGGUACAGAGUAGUUUACACGCAUGCCUUAAUUUUCUCGUUUUUUGUCGUUAGUAUUGUUUCUCAUUCAACUUUGUGUAUAGCUUUUGAAAUAAAAAAUAUACCAUUAAUUACCCAAA